AACAAAAAGUCAGAAUCCGAAUAUUCGGUGGUGAACUAUUAAAAACCACUUUAAACUAAGCAGAAGUUUACCAAAACUAGGAGCUUUGCUUUGCAACCAAGAAUUGAGCACAGAGGAGUUGAUUUGGUUUACAAUAGCUCCUAAAAUGAUAUUGGAUAUUGGAAAUUAAGGUCGUAAUAGUGGCACUCAGUUAGCUUUACAAGGUCAUCUGAACAAGUCGGAGAUGAAGGUAUUUGUUCGAGAGUGUAAAACCGAUAAAGUGUUGCUGACAUGGGAAAACAUCCCAAAUGAUGCUGUCAUUUUGGAUGUAAAGAAACGGAUAUAUGAAGAGAAAAGAAAACCAAAGUUAGUCAGGCAGAGCAUUCGUCUUGAGCCACGAGGGAAAUCAAUAAAUGAUAAUAAACGACUCUGCGAUUUAACCAAUACCUCUGAUACAUCUGACUGCUUAAAUUUAUAUGUAAAAGAUUUAGGCCCACAAAUUGGCUGGCGUACUGUCUUCUUAGUUGAAUAUACAGGUCCAUUAGUUAUUUAUAUAAUUGUUUGGUGCCUGAGACAACCAUUUUUCAAAAAUUCUCUCCUACCUCCAAUAUCAUCGGAUGCUUAUUUACGUAAAGUUGCUUUAGCUUGUUGGUGUCUGCAUUAUGUGAAACGUUUAUUGGAGACCGCGUUCAUUCAUCGAUUUUCGCAUGCUACAAUGCCGUUACGCAAUCUAUUUAUCAAUUGUACAUAUUAUUAUGGAUUUGGUUUAUUUGUUGGCUAUUUUACAAAUCAUCAUUUAUAUACACCACCUACUUUUGGUCAUACACAAAUAGUAAUCGGUUUCUUAUUGUUUGUAAUUGGUGAAUGGGGGAAUUUUUGUUGUCAUUUAACCUUGAAACGACUUCGACCAGCUGGUUCAACUGUUAGAAAAAUACCCUAUCCAAUGCCAGGUUGGUUUCUCACGCGUAUGUUCAACUUGGUGGCAUGUCCUAACUACACCUAUGAAGUCCUGUCAUGGAUUGGUUUUACAAUAAUGACACAAACUCUACCGGCGCUUUUAUUCACAAUCUUUGGAUUUCGUCAAAUGACUGUUUGGGCUAUUGGGAAGUUGAAGGCGUAUCGACGUGAAUUUCCUGAUUUCCCUAAAAAUCGUAAAGCUAUUGUCCCAUUCCUUCUUUAGGAUUAUCAUCAUCUUUUUUACCUUUCUUUAAACAAUCACAGUGGGGUGUGUCUGUGUGAUUUCUCAAUCCCCUAUUCAUUGUUACUAUUAUUAUUAUUAUUAUUAUUAU
This is a messenger RNA of Trichobilharzia regenti, 1268 nucleotides long. Lineage: Eukaryota; Metazoa; Platyhelminthes; Trematoda; Strigeidida; Schistosomatidae. The record is from the annotation of a GenBank genome assembly.